This is a messenger RNA of Mizuhopecten yessoensis (Yesso scallop), 852 nucleotides long. RefSeq lists its product as uncharacterized. The record is from RefSeq and is a predicted model, not a curated record. The transcript has a single exon. Bases 1 to 852 code for a protein of 283 amino acids. NCBI's taxonomy places the organism in Eukaryota, Metazoa, Mollusca, Bivalvia, Pectinida, Pectinidae.
AUGGCCCUCCACAAAACAUGUGGACCCGAGAAUGGUAUGGAGUACUUGGGUAUCAUCUUAGACUCCCAUUAUAUGGAAGCCAGACUACCCGAAGACAAACUAAAACGCGAUACCGAGAUGCUACAAUCAUUCCAAAGCCGACAGUCGUGCACCAAAAGAGAACUAUUACAGCUUCUGGGGCAUCUCAAUUUCGCGAACAAAGUAAUCAUCCCAGGCAAGAGUUUUAUUUCUCACAUUAUCAAGCUGUCAACUACCGUCAAACCAUUACAUUACCAUGUCAAGCUAAAUCAGGAAUGUAGGGAAGACAUACGAAUGUGGUUGUCUUUUUUGGCUCAGUGGAACGGGGCAGCCAUAUUCUACGACCGCCAAAUCACAUCAACUGAUGACCUACAACUAUUUACUGAUGCGUCCGGCACACUAGGUUACGGUGGAUACAUGCAAGGUGAAUGGUUUUCAGAAGCAUGGCCAUCAUCCAUGCAGGAACACGCGAACAGCGAGGAAGAACUAUCAAUAGCGUUUAAGGAACUGUACCCUAUUGUAGUGGCCGCCAUGAUAUGGGGUCAUUUGUGGAAGGGUUUGAGGAUCAUGUUUAUGUGUGACAACACAGCUACUGUGUCUAUUCUACAUAAAGGACGCUCUAAAGCUUCUCAUAUCAUGCCUUUAAUGAGACGUCUUACUAUGUGUGCUGAUAUGAACAUGUUUGUGGUCAUGUCUCGGCAUGUCCCAGGCAAAAGUAAACUCAUCGCGGAUUCUCAAUCUCGUUUGCAGAUCCGUCGAUUCCGAGAACUAGCCCCGGAAGCAAACCGCCUACCAUGCCAGGUCCCACAUCCAUCGGAGGUAUUCAGGAGGUAG